CCGCCGAUUACCCGCAGCCUCUGAUUAAACUAGUAUGAGUAUAUGAUUCGGCUGCAGACGUUCCAUUGUGGCAUGCGAUGCUGUGGAGUGUUUUCUAGGAAUCGCCGAUUAUUGCAGAUGCUAUGUGCAGGUGACACGACAGCUAACCGGAGCGGUUAUCAGUUUGUUAGCUAGUCAACACAGUGCCAAGUAAGGCGCGCUGAGCUUGAUGCCGGACUCUGGAGGCGGCGUUGGAUCACAGAUGUUGGAAGUGUCGACUAUGGAGAAGAAAAAAACUUCAAAGGAUGGGCUGUUGCGUCAGUACGAAUUGUCGUGGUUAGAAUCGAUUACGGCCCGCGUUCUGCGGCAGGGCCGUAUACCUAAGCACUUAGCGGUCAUUAUGGACGGCAAUCGUAGAUAUGCCAAACUGCAUAAAAAAACAGCAAUUGAAGGUCACAAUGAAGGCUUUAAUAAGUUGUCGGAAGUGUUGUUUUGGUGUCGUCAGCUUGGCAUCACUGAGGUGACGGUAUACGCAUUCUCUAUAGAAAAUUUCAAACGAAAUCAAAAAGAAGUGGAUGCGUUAAUGAAUCUAGCAGAAAACAAGUUCCGUGAAAUUCUUGAAGAUCGAAAACAGUUAGAAGACGAAGGCGUCCGAAUCCGAGUGCUUGGCAACACUACCUAUCUGCCCGUGUCACUUCAGCAGGUGUGCGCGGAACUCACACUAGUAACCCAGCAUAACACGAAAUACUUUCUUAAUAUUGGACUGAGUUAUACGUCUCGGGAGGAGAUGUGUACUGCAAUUGAAAAUCUGGUUGCAGGCGCGAACAAAGGCAUUGUUAAAGUACGACAUUUCAGUGAAGCGCUCUUAUCGUCAGCAAUGUAUUCACGUGACUCGCCUGACCCAGACCUUUUGGUGCGGACCUCCGGUGAAGUUCGACUAUCGGAUUUUCUAUUGUGGCAGACGGGUUUUACUGUGGUCGAGUUCAUUCCGUCAUUAUGGCCAGAACUUACUUUUUGGCAAUUUCUAGCUGCGAUACUGCACUAUCAAUGGCAAGCUCGAAGAAUUAUCGGCUGUACAGGAUAUAGUGAAAUGGGCGGGAAAAAAUCGACGUCGCUAAUCGAAGCGGAGGACUUCGGUACCUGUGCAGCGAAAACAUCCGGAGUAUCGGAGUUUGACGAGUUUAUUGAACAGCGCAGAGUACAACGACUAAAAGACGCUUCCUUAGGUAACACCAUCCAACAAGUAUGGACUGGCGACAAUGUCGUUUAACUAUAUUGAUUUCUUAGUGAAUGUACAGUUAAGGAAAGUGCGCAAACGAUGAACUUCUCAAGGAGAUUAUCGAGCCGAGAAAAUAUUUUAAUUUUAUGUGAACCGUGUGCGAGAGGUAUACUGUAGUGUCAAAUAUUAACAAAUUAUUUUUUAGACCGGUUCGUUCACUCUACGUGUGCCACACCAAGAUGCAAUGAAGUAAUAAUAAAAUCAAUGUUAUUGUAUUGUGUAUAAAAUAAAUAUAAAUAUAUAUACAUAUACUAUA
Varroa destructor (honeybee mite) is the source of this 1514-nucleotide messenger RNA. RefSeq names its product Dehydrodolichyl diphosphate synthase subunit (gene Dhdds). Lineage: Eukaryota; Metazoa; Arthropoda; Arachnida; Mesostigmata; Varroidae. The record is from RefSeq and is a predicted model, not a curated record. Gene Ontology annotation, biological process: polyprenol biosynthetic process. Gene Ontology annotation, molecular function: ditrans,polycis-polyprenyl diphosphate synthase [(2E,6E)-farnesyl diphosphate specific] activity. Gene Ontology annotation, cellular component: endoplasmic reticulum; dehydrodolichyl diphosphate synthase complex.